AUGUCCACCCCAAUCUGCCUGCGUUGUCUAAGGCGCUCCUUGUUCCCCCCCAUCUCAUCUCGCGCUGCUAAACUCGCUGCCACCCGCGCCGCCUUCUCCACCACGCCUUCCCGCUCCGCCAACCCCCCUAAGAAGCAAUCCACAACAGCCAAGCGCGACACUUCAAAGACGAAGAGCCUUCGUCUGAGCAAGAACAAACGUGUGGUUACAGGCAGACCACCCGCGCCAGGCGAGCGGAAGGCACUGCGAAAGCGUGUUGUAUUGAGUAAUAGUAAUGCGCUGGAAGUAGCUGGACUUGAGGACUUCACUGCUGAGAAUGUCCGGCGAGCGACACUAUUACGGCAGCUGGAGGGCAGAGUCGUAGGAUUUGGAGAUGCUACGGUAAAUGUACUAAGGGCACUUGAGGGAUUCAAGCCGACGCAGGGAUGGGGUCUGUUUCGGCGGCCGGCGAGCUUGGUCAGAGCGGAGACGGUGGAGCUGGGCGAGAUGAUGCAGACUCUGAAAGGGGAGAAGAGUAUGCUGAGCCUCCUACUUGCCGGUGAGCGAGGAAGUGGGAAAAGCGUGUUGCAGCUGCAGGCCAUGGCAGUGGCGUAUCUGCAAGGCUGGAUCAUCGUGCACAUUCCCGAAGCUAAGGACAUCACCAUUGGGCAUACAGCAUUUCAGCCAGUCAAGACUACAGAUGGACAAACAAUCUACAUACAGCCACAAUACACUGCCGAGCUGCUCGACAAGAUUGCACAAGCCAACCGGGGCAUACUCAGCGACCUCCGCCUCAGCAGGCAACAUCAGCUACCAAUACCCAUCCAGUCCAACAUUUCGCUCGCUCGUCUUGUCGAGCUCGGUGCCAAUGAUCCGCAGCUCGCCUGGCCGAUCUGGCAGGCAUUGUGGGCUGAACUUACAGCACCCUCGCAGCCGGACAAGCAAGGCUUACACCGGCCGCCCGUCCUUGUCAGCGCUGACGGCGUCGACCACAUCAUGCGCAAUUCUGCAUACAUCGAUGUUGAGACUAAACCCAUCCACUCCCACGAGCUGGCCAUCGUGCGAGACUUCACCGCGUUGUUAGCCGGCAAAACCGCGCUGCCGAAUGGUGGCAUGGUGUUGGCCGCGAUCUCAAAAUCCACGGCGGCCAACUCGCCGACAUUCGCAGCCGCUCAUGGACAUCCGCGACAAUUUGCGAGAGCAAGCCGAGACCGCCGACCGAAGCUACCGGAGUGGAACCCUUACGAUUCACUGGAUCAGCGAGUAGCAGAAGUGAUGGAGAACGUGGAGGUGAAGAAUGUGGAUGGGCUGAGUAAGCAGGAGGCGAGGAGUGUGAUGGAGUAUUAUGCGCGCAGUGGCAUGAUGAGGGGCACGAUUACGGAGGGCUUGGUAAGUGAGAAGUGGACCUUGGCUGGUGGUGGCCUUGUUGGGGAGCUGGAGAAGGGAGCUGUGAGGGCGAGAUUUUGA
Molecule: messenger RNA, 1446 nt
Organism: Baudoinia panamericana UAMH 10762
Lineage: Eukaryota; Fungi; Ascomycota; Dothideomycetes; Mycosphaerellales; Teratosphaeriaceae
Exons: 3
Coding region: 1-1446 (481 amino acids)
Cellular component (GO): mitochondrial small ribosomal subunit
Molecular function (GO): structural constituent of ribosome
Source: RefSeq, a predicted model, not a curated record